AUGAUGCGGACGGUGACCAGCAGCACGCUAAUGUUGGCUCUGGGUAUGGCGCUGUGGUGCCUCUCGGGCGUGGCCGCGCGGCCGCUGCCCGCGCUGACGCCCAACUCGAUCCAGGUGGUGACGAACACGAAGCGGUACUUCGACUACGAGAACAAGACGAUGCGGGGUGUGAACCUCGGCGGGUGGUUGGUGUUGGAGCCAUACAUCACGCCGUCGCUCUUCGAGCCUUUCCGUAAGAACCCAGACAACGACGACGGGAUCCCCGUGGACGAGUACAACCUCUGCAAGACGUUGGGGCGCGAGAAGGCGCACGAGCGGCUCAGCAAGCACUGGUCGACGUUCUACACCGAGAAGGACUUCCACGCGAUGAAGGCGGCAGGCUUGAACAUCGUGCGUGUGCCAAUUGGGUACUGGGCGUUCGAGCUUCUCGAGGACGACCCAUACGCUCAGGGACAGGAGGAGUACUUGGACAAGGCCAUUGAGUGGUCCCGCGCGGCGGGCUUGAAGGUGUGGGUUGACUUGCACGGUGCCCCUGGCUCGCAGAACGGGUUCGACAACUCUGGGAGACGCGACCAGAUCGAGUUCUUGAAGCCCCACAACUUAGAGCUGCUCCACAAGGUUCUUGAGCACACUUUGGGCAAGUACUCCCAGGACGAGUUCGCGGACGUGGUGAUUGGUGUAGAGGUGUUGAACGAGCCCCUAGGACCUGCCGUUGACAUCCAAGGCGUGCGCGACCUCUACUACUACGCCUACGACCUCAUGCGCAACAAGUUCAAGCGCGACCAGGUUGUUGUGAUCCACGAUGCGUUCAUGCCUUCGCAGUUCUGGAACUCCGACUUGACUCUGGACAAGGGCUACUGGGGCGUUGUUGUCGACCACCACCACUACCAGGUCUUCUCUCCCGGUGAGCUAGCGAGAUCGAUGGAUGACAAGGUGAAGACUGCGUGCGCCUGGGGCCACGACGUCAUUUCCGAAUCACACUGGCCAGUCUGCGGCGAGUGGUCUGCUGCGUUGGAUGACUGUGCGAAGUGGUUGAACGGUGUCGGCGUUGGUGCGCGCUGGGACGGCACCUUCAACAAGAACGGCGACAAGGCGCCAUACCAGGGCGACUGCCACCAGUUCUACGAGUCCUGGCCAGAGGAGAAGAAGAAGAACACCCGGCGCUACAUCGAGGCCCAGUUGGACGCCUACGAGUUGCGCGGCGGCUGGAUCUUCUGGUGCUGGAAGACCGAAACCUUGACCGAGUGGGACUUCCAGCGCUUGCUCGCCCAUGGCCUAAUGCCACAGCCUCUAGAGGACCGCAAAUACCCUAACCAGUGCCCCUUCUAA
Messenger RNA from Eremothecium gossypii ATCC 10895, 1329 nucleotides. Its product is annotated as glucan 1,3-beta-glucosidase. Gene Ontology annotation, biological process: glucan catabolic process. Lineage: Eukaryota; Fungi; Ascomycota; Saccharomycetes; Saccharomycetales; Saccharomycetaceae. The transcript has a single exon. The record is from RefSeq and is marked provisional. Gene Ontology annotation, molecular function: glucan exo-1,3-beta-glucosidase activity. Gene Ontology annotation, cellular component: cell surface; extracellular region. The coding region runs from base 1 to 1329 and encodes 442 amino acids.